This is a messenger RNA of Pocillopora meandrina, 332 nucleotides long. The record is from the annotation of a GenBank genome assembly. Lineage: Eukaryota; Metazoa; Cnidaria; Anthozoa; Scleractinia; Pocilloporidae.
AUGAACAAAUUUGACUUCGUUCGGUUGGUUAGUGAAACGUCUAUCAACGAUGAAACAAAAUUCCACAGGGACAUAUAACCAGCUACACCCUUGCUAAAUGGUUUGACGAGAAAAUAAAACCCCUGCCUGUUAACAAACAUACCUACUCUGAAGUAUUUCAGUUUUCUGAAGAGAACCGCGAGGUGGAUUUCAACGAGGCCGAUAUUUUGAUAUUGUGCGAGGUGUUAGCGUUGUUCACGAAUAUGCCCCUAGAAGAAAAGAUCCAGAUUCUCGCGAACAAGGCCUUCACCUGGAAUCGGAUCAAUGAAACACAAAACCUUCACAUCACCUAG